Malania oleifera is the source of this 1152-nucleotide messenger RNA. Its product is annotated as tubulin-folding cofactor A. Gene Ontology annotation, biological process: post-chaperonin tubulin folding pathway; tubulin complex assembly. The record is from RefSeq and is a predicted model, not a curated record. Gene Ontology annotation, cellular component: microtubule cytoskeleton; cytosol. The transcript has 4 exons. Gene Ontology annotation, molecular function: beta-tubulin binding. Lineage: Eukaryota; Viridiplantae; Streptophyta; Magnoliopsida; Santalales; Ximeniaceae. The coding region runs from base 266 to 763 and encodes 165 amino acids.
ACAAUGACCAAAAUCGCACGUUAUUUUGCCAACAUGGAUCCAAGUCUAAUUACCAAAAAUAUGAGACUUGUUUUAGAAAUCAAUAAAAUACCUACAUAGAGCGACUGGAGAGACAGACCAGGGGAGUGGGUGAUGCAAAUACUCGUGCUUCCGGUGACUCCAUUUCCUUCGAGCGAGCCGACGAUCGAUCACUGAGGACUCUGAGUGUUCCUCUGUCUCCGGCAGCCGACAACAAUCUGAAAGCCCACGUUCUUUAACUGGAAAUAUGGAAAGCCUUAGAAAUUUGAAAAUCAAGACCAGUACUUGCAAACGCAUUGUAAAGGAGUUGCAUUCCUAUGAGAAAGAAGUUGAGAGAGAAGCUGCCAAGACAGCAAACAUGAAGGAGAAAGGAGCUGAUCCUUAUGACCUUAAGCAACAGGAAAAUGUGUUGGCUGAAUCAAGGAUGAUGAUUCCUGAUUGCCAGAAGCGCCUAGAGGCCUCGUUAGAUGAACUCAAAAGAACUUUGGCUGAGUUGGAGGAUGAAAACCAGUGUCCAGAAUUUGAUGAUGCUCGAAGCACCAUAGCAGAAGUUGAGCAAGUGUUUCAUAAAACACAGGUCUGGUGUCCCAAAAUUCUGUUUGUGUUUGCUGAGGUGUUUGAAAUAAUCAUGCUGAUACAAGCCAUAUUUGUCUGUUGCAAUGAAUAUUGUUCCAUCCAUGCGGAUCAAUGGAUCCACAAUUUCUAUUGCAAAUAUAAUUUUAGGGAGCACUCUAUAGUUCCUUGAACUGUUGCAUUCUGCUUAAUGAUAUGAUCAAUUCCAGGCUGAGUCAGAGAAUGCGGAUCAGAAAUAAGUUCCAGACAUCGAUCAAGCUUGAAUCCCUAUGGUGAAAACCCAGUUUGUGUUUUGACCAGCAACAGAUGUCUAGCAUGAUCGCCAGUGUCAACCAUGUUAUUUUAGGUGUCUUGACUCUAUAUAUCGGCAUGGACUUUGUAAUGUUUGCUUUCUGAACCGCUGCUCUGGUCGGUAUGGAGCUCUUGCUGCACCAACUUAUGUUGUUCUUUUCCUUCUCCCUUUCCCUGCUACUCCUGAAAAACAGACACCAGUUUUUUGUUCCCUGUUUGUAUCGCCACAGAUUUUCAAGAUAUCAGCUUUCAAUUAUAUUUUUUGAACUA